UACACAGAAAUGGCAGCUACAGAAUGCCUACUCCUAAUCUGCGUUUAGACCAGGGGUGGACUGACCAUUUGGAAACUUGGGCACUGCCAGAGGGCCCGGGGUCAGUAGGAGGCCCCAUGAGAUGCCCCUGGUACCUUUUUCAUAGGCUUUUUUGAGUUUGGGCAAGGACACAGGGGCCCCAUGAUCCCCUAUUGCCCGGGGGCCCCAUGAGUUGUCAGUCCGCCCCUGGUUUAGACACGUUUUUUGUG
Molecule: messenger RNA, 248 nt
Organism: Staurois parvus
Lineage: Eukaryota; Metazoa; Chordata; Amphibia; Anura; Ranidae
Source: the annotation of a GenBank genome assembly